Ochotona princeps (American pika) is the source of this 1746-nucleotide messenger RNA. It is a transcript of the gene ODC1, whose product is annotated as ornithine decarboxylase 1. Gene Ontology annotation, molecular function: ornithine decarboxylase activity. Lineage: Eukaryota; Metazoa; Chordata; Mammalia; Lagomorpha; Ochotonidae. The coding region runs from base 33 to 1418 and encodes 461 amino acids. The record is from RefSeq and is a predicted model, not a curated record. Gene Ontology annotation, cellular component: cytoplasm. The transcript is spliced from 9 exons.
UUUGUUGCGUUCUAGAGGAACAUCGAGGAACCAUGAGCAACUUGAAGCAUGAGGAGUUUGAUUGCCACUUCCUGGAUGAAGGCUUUACCGCCAAGGACAUCCUAGACCAGAAGAUUAACGAGGCGUCUUCCUCUGAUGACAAGGAUGCCUUUUAUGUCGCCGACCUUGGGGACAUUCUCAAGAAGCACCUGAGGUGGCUGAAAGCUCUUCCUCGCGUGACCCCCUUUUAUGCUGUCAAGUGCAAUGACAGCAAAGCCAUAAUAAGGACCCUGGCUUCCAUUGGGACUGGCUUCGACUGCGCUAGCAAGACUGAAAUCCAGUUGGUGCAGGGCCUCGGGGUUCCUCCGGAGAGGAUCAUCUACGCCAACCCCUGCAAGCAGGUGUCCCAGAUUAAGUAUGCUGCUAGCAGCGGGGUCCAGAUGAUGACUUUCGACAGCGAAGUGGAGCUGAUGAAAGUUGCCAGAGCACAUCCAACAGCCAAGUUGGUGUUGCGGAUUGCCACUGAUGACUCCAAGGCAGUCUGUCGCCUCAGUGUUAAAUUUGGUGCCACACUCAAAACCAGUAGGCUGCUUCUGGAGCGCGCAAAAGAGUUAAAUAUUGAUGUCGUUGGCGUCAGCUUCCAUGUGGGAAGUGGCUGCACGGACCCGGAAACCUUCGUGCAGGCGCUGUCUGAUGCCCGCUGCGUCUUUGACAUGGGGGCCGAGGUGGGAUUCCACAUGUAUCUGCUCGAUAUCGGGGGGGGCUUCCCUGGCUCGGAGGACGUGAAGCUCAAGUUUGAAGAGAUCACCAGUGUGAUCAACCCCGCGUUGGACAAGUACUUCCCCUCCGACUCCGGGGUGAGGAUCAUCGCAGAGCCGGGCCGGUACUACGUGGCCUCGGCCUUCACCCUGGCCGUGAACAUCAUCGCCAAGAAGCUCGUCCUGAAGGAGCAGCCAGGCUCUGAUGAUGAGGAUGAAGCGAGUGAGCAGACUUUCAUGUACUAUGUCAAUGACGGCGUGUACGGCUCCUUCAACUGCAUCCUGUACGACCACGCGCACGUGAGGCCCCUGCUGCAGAAGAGACCCAAACCAGAUGAGAAGUACUACUCCUCCAGCAUCUGGGGCCCCACAUGUGACGGCCUGGAUCGGAUUGUGGAACGCUGCGGCCUGCCCGAGAUGCAUGUUGGCGACUGGAUGCUGUUUGAGAACAUGGGCGCCUACACGGUGGCUGCGGCCUCCACCUUCAAUGGCUUCCAGAGACCCACCAUCUACUACGUGAUGUCGAGACCCAUGUGGCAACUCAUGCAGCAGAUCCAGAGCCAUGACUUCCCGCCUGAGGUGGGGGAGCCGGACACGGGCACGCUGCCUGUGUCCUGUGCUCAGGAAAGCGGGAUGGAGCGGCACCCAGCGACUUGCGCCUCAGCCAGCAUUAACGUGUAAAAGCCACUCUGUAGCUGUUAAUUGCGGGCGUAGCUUGAAUUGUGGGAUGUGGGGGGACCAUUUAACUUAAUUACCGCCAGUUUUGAAAUGUCUAAGAGUAGGGCUGGAAGCAAUAUGGAAGGCUAGGGGAUGGGGCCACACUUAUCUGUGUUCCUAUGGAAACUAUUUGAAUAUUUGUUUUAUAUGGAUUUUUAUUCACUUUUCAAACAUGCUACUAAAGAGUACCCCUCAGCUGCUGGGCAAGCGUUUGUAGCUUGUCCAAUGGCAGGCGGGCCGGAAGCUCCAUGUUGGCACCUGUUUGGAAAAUAAACUAUCUUGAAAUAAUUAC